UAGACACUGGUGCACGCGAAUGAAACUUAAAGGUUCAACAUCACCCUAUAUUUAUUGAAAAAAAGAUAUAUGUUCAUGGUUUACCCACCAACUGACUGAUCGAAACGUCUCUACAACAAGAAAAAGACGGGAGACUGCAACACGGCAAAAAUAUCCUAAUUAAAGUUCAUCCAUAGAAUGUUUUUAUCGCUUGUCUUCUGGUGCCUACAAAUCGUAUUUUUAUUCAAUACGUUAACGGUUAUCUCGGGAAAGAUAACAGAUGCAGAUAAAAGCACGAGUGCUAAAAUGGCUUUGGAAUCCUUCCUCUUGAGAACUUUAAGACCUGACUUCGGCUCACGUCUUGUGUUCAUCAAUGAGUCGCAGUGGAAGGAGCAGAUCGAGACCCUAGUGAAGCCCCUAACGGCCAAUCAAAUGGAAAAAUUAAGUUGCAGAAGGCGGUGUGGAAGGAAACGAAGGCGUCAUGAUUCAAAUGAGGGUUGCUUUUGUGAUGGAUUUUGUAAAAGCUUUGGUGAUUGCUGUUUUGACUUCGAUGAAUUGUGUAUAGUACCUCAAGUAUCGAUGGAAACAUGUGUCAGAGAAUAUAACUAUUGGGUCCCGGAUCGGUUGAUUGGUCGCGCAGUUUGGAGCUCAUGCCCGAAGAACUUUACAGAUGAGAAUACAAAGCAAAAAUGUCAAGGCAACGAUGAAGAUGAGAUUGGUUUGAACCCUGUGCCAGUGUAUGACAAAUACAGUAACGUGACAUACAAAAAUAUUUACUGCGCCAGGUGCAAUGGAGCAUUGCACACAGCAUUCUGGAAAGUCAGUUUCCAGUGUUUUAAGUGGUUCGAUGUUUCCAACCUUAGUCUAAGCAAAGACUUGAGACUUUUGCGAGAUCGGUGUUAUCUUCAGAAAAUGCCAGUUGAUGAUUCCUUGAAAAGAUGCAUCCCAUGGCUUCGGCUUCCGAUCAAAAGCGAUCCAACGAUGGGUAAUACCCUUUGCAAAGCAGAAUGUCUGAGUUACGCUCUAUUAGUAGUCUCCAGGAGUAGAUCGAAAUUGUUUCGUAACCCUCACUGUGCCUUUUGCAAUGGAAUUGAGCUCAGUGAUAUAGUUUUUUUGGUGCAAGAUGACAACUCUUCUCCGCCACAUUCCUUCAAUACACCCCCUGCCCUAACAAUUCUGUUUGAAUUUACCUCCACAUCUAAGUUUUGUAUCAAAACAGCAGACCAACACAAAAGAUCAGAAGAUCAUCCUACUACCUGUCUACACGAUGAAGCGCAUGACUCUGUACAUCGAAAGGAAAUCAAAACAUGUAAACUUAACUGCACCUUUGUAGCGUACAACAAAACGGAUUAUGAACUCGUUCCCAAUGAUCUCGUAUUUUUGAAGGCCCAUGGGAAAUAUUACAGUAACGUUUCUUAUAAGAUUUGUGGUGAAAAAUUGUUACUGUGCGUUAAUUUUUCAAAAACUUCCCCCGGAACUAGAAGUAUUUCAUUUGAGCACAAAGAAAACUACAAAUUUCUUCAGCUUUUCAGCUUUAUUGGGGCAGUCGUGUCCAUCGUUUCUCUGGUUUUAUUGUUAGUGACUUACGUCUUAUUUGUUGAGCUCCGUAACUUACCAGGGAAAAUCAUGUUAAACUUGGUGAUCUCUUUGUUGCUGUAUGAAAGUGUAUUCCUCUCAGCUGGCAAAAAUGACGAUCAGUUGAUCUGCCUUGUGGUCGCCGCUCUUUUUCACCUCUUCGCCCUUUCUUCCUUCACGUGGAUGAACGUUAUGGCAUAUGAUGUGCAUCGCGCUUUCGCAAAAGUCCCGGAUCCGGCGGCAAACCGACAAGAGGACUCCAAUAAACGUUUGAUGUGUUACUCCCUGUACGCCUGGGGAGGUCCUGCUAUUGUAGUCCUUUCCUGUGUUACAGUUGACCAGCUUAGGGAAGGAGUGAUUGGAUAUGGCCUUGGAAAAGAGAACUGUUUCAUAUCAGAAAAAAAAGCAAAGAUCUUCUCAUUCAUUUUGCCUGUUGGACUGAUUCUGAUUUUCAACCUCUUUGCUCUGGGACACACAAGCUUUCAUAUCGUCAGAACUCGAAAGAGGGCCAGACAAGUGACUAAGCAACAACAAAGCUCUAACGUGGCUUUGAUCUGUGUUAAAAUGGCCUCAGUGAUGGGUGUGACAUGGAUCCUUGGGAUUGCUGCGAACCUACAGGCUCUUUCAUUCCUUUGGUACCCGUACGUUGUUCUAAACAGCCUUCAAGGUUUCUUUAUCUUCCUGUCCUUUGCUGCAACUGGGAAGGCGUUGGAGUUGUACAAAAGCAA
Molecule: messenger RNA, 2282 nt
Organism: Pocillopora damicornis (cauliflower coral)
Lineage: Eukaryota; Metazoa; Cnidaria; Anthozoa; Scleractinia; Pocilloporidae
Biological process (GO): G protein-coupled receptor signaling pathway; cell surface receptor signaling pathway
Cellular component (GO): membrane
Molecular function (GO): G protein-coupled receptor activity
Source: RefSeq, a predicted model, not a curated record